CCUAAAUUUAGGUACCUUAGGUUUCAUGAUCUACUGCUAUUAACACAUGUCCAUAUAAAAACAAAUAAAAUACAUUCUCAAUUUACCUGAAUCAUAUGUGACCUUUUUUCUUCUCAUACCCAACUUAACAGGGGAAGAAUUCACCAUCCGCCAUGGCAGAUCACUAUGAGAGACGAGAGGAAGAGGAAGAAGAAGAAGAAGAGAUUGGCGAACAGGACUUCAAAGCUCAGAAAGAUGCCCUCAUUUUCGCCAUCGAUGUGAGCAAUUCAAUGUUACGACCACCUCCUGAGUCAAAUGACAAGAAGGCAGACAAAGAUCCUCCCGUGUUUGCUGCUCUGAAGUGCGCAUAUCAGGUGAUACAACAGCGAAUUAUAUCUAACCCGAAAGAUAUGAUGGGCAUUAUUCUCUUCGGCACCGAAAAGAAGAAGUACCGAGAUGAGGAGAACCCUCCUUAUCCGCACUGCUAUGUCUAUACCGACCUCGAUGUUCCCGCGGCUGAAGAUGUGAAGAAUCUCAAAGACCUUCUUGAGGGAGGGGAAGAUGCUGAUGAGAUUCUCACACCAUCUAGUGAAGGAGUUGUAAUAGGAAGAUUGCUUUUCUUGGCGAAUAAUCUCUUCACCACCAAGGCACCGAACUUCGGAUCCCGAAGACUGUUCAUUAUCACAGACAAUGAUGAUCCUCAUAAGGAAAGCAAAGAGCUUAGGGAAAACGCAGCAUGCCUCGCAAAAGAUCUGUACGACUUAGGUGUCACUAUAGAACUCUUCGCAAUCACUCGCGAGGACGAAAAGUUUGAUUUCACCAAGUUCUACGACGACAUUGUUUAUCGGGACCCGGUUGUCGAAGAAACACAUCUUGGGAGGGUUUCUACAUCGAAGUCUGGCAGCGGGCAGACACUUCUGAGUUCGUUAACCUCAAAUAUAAACUCUAGACAGACUCCAAAGCGAGCAUAUUUUAGCAAUAUGCCGCUUGAGCUGGGCCCUGGACUUCAGAUCUCAGUUAAAGGGUAUAACAUAAUUCACAAGCAGACCCCCGCACGCAGCUGUUAUAUUUGGCUAGAUGGUGAGAAAGCACAGAUUGCCGUUGGCGAGAGUGCCCAUAUCGCUGAAGAUAGCGCUAGAACGGUACAUACGGGCGAAGUCAAAAAAGCAUAUAAAUUUGGCAAUGAAUAUGUCUAUUUUGGCGAAGAAGAGCAGAAAUCCAUCAAACAAUUCGGUGGUCCGAUAAUCCGAAUCAUUGGCUUCAAAGACAGAUCACAGCUAGGAUUCUGGGCAUCUAUCAAAACAUCCAUCUUCAUCUUCCCAAGCGAACAAGGUUACGUUGGGUCCUCGCGUGUCUUCACUGCAUUAUGGCAGAAACUAUUAAAGUCUAAGAAGAUCGGCAUCGCGUGGCAUAUUGCUCGAACAAACGGAAACCCUCAGCUAGUAGCUGUUAUUCCCUCUACUGCGCAAUCAGACCGCAAGUCGGGCAUAUAUUUCGUACCGGCUGGCUUAUGGCUUUAUCCGAUUCCGUACGCUGACGACCUGCGCGAGAGCCCUGGCCAGGGUAAUCUCGUCAGAACCACGAACCAGUUGACUGAUACGAUGAACAAGAUUAUUGGAAACUUGCAGCUGCCAACUGCCACCUAUAAUCCAUCAAAAUAUCCUAAUCCCGCACUUCAAUGGCAUUAUAAAAUCCUUCAAGCCCUUGCACUAGAGGAAGAGGUACCUGACAAACCAGACGACGCGACCGUCCCCAAGUACAAGGCGAUCCAUAACCGAUGUGGUGCAUAUAUCCAAGAGUGGUCACGGACAGCGGAUAACGUUUUGGGCAUGGUUAGAGAUGCCAAUGCUAUCAAGCGGGAGAUGGACAUUGACGAGGGGAACGAUGAGCCUAGGCCAGCAGCGAAGAAAUCGAGGGCAACUGCAACGAAAGUGGGCGCUAGUAGUACAGGUAUGAACAACGCACAACUGAAGGAAAGAUAUGAACAAGGAACCUUGUCAAAGCUGACAGUAGCUGAAUUGAAACCGAUCUUGAACGAUCGAGGGAUUGAUUCGAAGGGGUUGAAGAAGACUCUCAUCGAGAGGCUUGAGGAAUGGAUUGAGGAUAAUGUAUAAAUCGAGGGAUUUGAAUUAUGUAGCUAUCGGCGUCCAAGGCGGCUAGGUGUAGGCCUGGCUUCGGCGCUGAGAACGAUAUCACUUCCAGAUGAGUAGUAAGAGACGCAGUUAUCCCUUUUACACACCCGAGAGCAUCCCAGCUGUAAUUCUCCUUACAUCUACUGAGGAGCAGCGGUUAGGAGGUAUCU
Messenger RNA from Daldinia decipiens, 2281 nucleotides. RefSeq names its product ku70 protein. Gene Ontology annotation, cellular component: Ku70:Ku80 complex; nucleus. Gene Ontology annotation, molecular function: telomeric repeat DNA binding; damaged DNA binding; double-stranded DNA binding. Gene Ontology annotation, biological process: telomere maintenance; cellular response to gamma radiation; cellular response to X-ray. The record is from RefSeq and is a predicted model, not a curated record. Lineage: Eukaryota; Fungi; Ascomycota; Sordariomycetes; Xylariales; Hypoxylaceae. The transcript has 3 exons. Bases 153 to 2093 code for a protein of 646 amino acids.